Messenger RNA from Branchiostoma floridae (Florida lancelet), 1765 nucleotides. RefSeq names its product transmembrane protein 196-like. The transcript has 3 exons. Bases 315 to 962 code for a protein of 215 amino acids. Lineage: Eukaryota; Metazoa; Chordata; Leptocardii; Amphioxiformes; Branchiostomatidae. The record is from RefSeq and is a predicted model, not a curated record.
CAAACGCGUGGAUGAUUUCUCACAUGUUCCGUGAAUGAUAGUUUACACGUGAGAGCGUUAGACGAGGUAAGGAUUGAUAGCCCUGGCGGAGGGUAGAAACGUAUCAUUCUGAAAACGCGCCCAACAAAUCUCCUCUGCAGUAUCGUACCUGGGAUCUGUCAGCCUAAAUCAUCCACAUGCUAUUAUAAUACAUCAUCCAGGGUAGACUGGGCGUCAGUGGCUGGAUUGAUCGGCACCUUGCUACAGAAGUGGGUCGGCCGUGCGGUGCGGGGCUUCCUUACUCAUAACUGUGCGGCCAAUUGUCCAAUUGGCGCAUGGGCUCAUGGGGAAAGUUGCGGCGGCCACGAGGGAUGGCGAGGACCAUCUCAUGGGAGCAGCGGGCGCAAAUGGAAGAGAAGGCCCGCCACAGGCGCAGCAUGCGGACUCUGCGGGCUGCUCUGGCGGUGUUCUCCGUGCUGCUGCUGGGGGUGGGGUCGACAGGGAUCGGGCUGGGGGCCGCCGCCGUCUACACACCUGGCGGGAAGAUCACCUCUAGGAACAGCAUGUCGCCGAUCUGCUGCGGCGCUUGUUUCUUCAUCUGCAGCGUUCUCGGCCUGAUCUGUGCGAGGAAGACUACAGCGUGGGCGAUCCUGUGCUUUAUAGUGGCGUGCAUCAUAUCUCUGGUCUUCAGUAUCGUGACUAUUCAGCUCCUAAGAGUGAUAGCCUCCGGAACACAUGGUCCCCAGGACAGCCUCUCCCUCCCUGGUCAGCCCACCGCAGUGCCAAGCUCGGGACAGGGCCUGAAGAAGAGCGUGACUCUGGCCCGGGGGGCCACGGCGGUGGCCGGGGUGGGGUGCGCCACCACCAUCAUACUGACUUUCCUGGCCUGUCGGGUCGCGCGGGAAGAAAAGAGAAGGUUGUUCAUGAUGAGGGAGGGAACCCUGGCACCCGGGUCGUCACAUCAGGUCAACGAGCUCACUUGAGACAUCGGACGGUCUCAUUACCUCCAUUUUGUAUAUUCUGACCUUUGACCUUCUUGUUCAUGUAAACGUAAUUAUAACUUGUGAGAGAGAUAUUAAGUUUUCAGUCAGAUACACAGUAUUCGCUAACAAGCGCCGAAUAUUUCCCUCAUCCUCGUUUCGUAAGGUAAUCCCUUGACCAAUGCACCCAUUUGCAGUGUUCGCACUGCAUGAUGGUACUAAGUGUCAAGCCAGGCCCCCUUACCGAAAUUGAUCUGAAGACAAUCAUUGUUGAGCGAAAGAAAAUGAAGAUGGACAUUCUUAAAACAAUAUUUUUGAUUUCUUCCUACAGGGGUCAGUAUAAACAACACAUGGGAGGAGAACUGAAGUACUUUGAUAGAAGUAGAAAAACACGAACGAUGGAAACCCUGACCUGAAAAUCUCUCUCACAUUCUUACAUAACAAUCCUUGUAUCACUAUGUCGUCCUUCAGAAAGCCCUUUCCAGUACUCGGGAAAGGAAAAAUGAAUUGAAGGAAACUUCUUACAUAGUUGAGAUAGUGAUGAGGAGGAGAAUCAAUAAGUGAUAUGACGCACAACCUUUGCUGAACUGCCGAACGGAGAGCUCUUCACGCCACUUGGAAGGACGCGGGUUCCUACUACGUGAUUGGUUUGCGGACAGUCGAUGAGCGGCCGGGUUGAUAGAAAAUACAUUGUAACUGGAGAAAACACACUACGUAAUGCAUAGAGCAAAUGUGCAUCUCUCCCUGAUAAUAAUCUAUAAAGACUAAGGGUAUGUUUAAUUGUUGAUAGGUUUAUGAGUGAAAGG